This is a messenger RNA of Hippocampus comes (tiger tail seahorse), 2532 nucleotides long. RefSeq names its product propionyl-CoA carboxylase subunit alpha (gene pcca). The transcript has 23 exons. Gene Ontology annotation, molecular function: ATP binding; metal ion binding; propionyl-CoA carboxylase activity. Gene Ontology annotation, cellular component: mitochondrion. Lineage: Eukaryota; Metazoa; Chordata; Actinopteri; Syngnathiformes; Syngnathidae. The coding region runs from base 97 to 2235 and encodes 712 amino acids. The record is from RefSeq and is a predicted model, not a curated record.
AGAAGAAGAAGAAGAAGAAGAAGAAGAAGAAGAAGAAGAAGAUAAUAUUCAAAACAUAAAAAAAGCUAACAAGAUAUUUUUAUAUUUGGAGUCAACAUGGCGACACGCAGUAUCUUGCCACCACCAACCAGAUUGCUGUUUGUUUUAUUAAAGCAUGCCCCCUUCCAGUCUGGAUGGUGUGCAAUUAACAGCAAGGCUCAGUAUUCCACCGCCCCCAAUCUGAAUGAAAAGACAUUUGACAAGAUUCUAAUAGCAAACAGAGGGGAGAUUGCUUGUAGGGUGAUCAAGACGUGCAAGAAGAUGGGUAUUCGGACCGUUGCUGUCCAUAGUGACGUCGACGCCAAUGCUGUUCAUGUCAAGAUGGCUGAUGAGGCAGUAUGUGUUGGCCCUGCCCCCACUAGUCAGAGCUACCUCAACAUGGAUGCGAUUUUGGAUGCUGUCAGAGAUACUAAAUCCCAAGCUGUUCACCCAGGAUAUGGCUUUCUUUCCGAAAACAAAGAGUUUGCAAAGAGACUAGCAAAAGAGUGUGUGACAUUUAUUGGCCCAGACACUCAUGCAAUCCAAGCCAUGGGGGAUAAAAUUGAGAGCAAACUGAUUGCUAAGGCUGCAAAGGUCAACACUAUCCCAGGAUUUGAUGGGGUGGUCAAGACUCCAGAGGAAGCUGUAAAAAUCGCCCAAGACAUUGGCUACCCAGUAAUGAUAAAAGCAUCUGCAGGAGGAGGAGGGAAAGGAAUGAGAGUUGCAUGGAAUGAUGAGGACACGAGGGAAGGGUUCCGGUUUUCAUCCCAGGAAGCAGCAUCAAGCUUUGGAGAUGAUAGACUUCUUAUUGAGAAAUACAUCGAUAACCCGAGACACAUAGAGAUUCAGGUGCUGGCUGAUAAACACGGUAAUGCUGUUUGGUUGAAUGAAAGAGAGUGUUCUAUCCAGAGGAGGAACCAGAAAGUCGUGGAAGAAGCUCCCAGUACUUUCCUGGACUCUGAGACAAGACGAGCGAUGGGUGAGCAAGCAGUUCAGCUUGCAAAGGCAGUGCAGUACUCUUCUGCUGGUACAGUCGAGUUCCUAGUCGAUUCUUCGAAGAACUUCUACUUCUUGGAGAUGAACACACGGUUGCAGGUUGAACAUCCCAUAACAGAGUGUAUUACCGGUCUUGACCUGGUUGAGCAGAUGAUCCGAGUGGCCAAGGGUUACCAACUGCAGCACAAACAGGAAGAUAUCCCAAUAAAUGGUUGGGCCUUUGAGAGCCGCGUCUAUGCUGAGGACCCUUACAAGUCAUUUGGUCUCCCUUCCAUUGGAAGGUUGUCCCAAUACCAAGAGCCAACUGAUCUCAACAAUGUCCGGGUGGACAGUGGCAUCGAGGAAGGAAGUGACAUCAGCAUCUAUUAUGAUCCUAUGAUUUCUAAGUUGAUAACCUAUGGUGCUACGAGAGCAGAAGCCCUUACCAAGAUGGAAGAUGCUCUGGAUAACUACGUUAUCAGAGGUGUAACCCACAACAUUCCACUCCUGAGAGAAAUAAUCACCCAUCCACGCUUUAUUUCCGGCGACAUUAGCACUAACUUCCUUCCAGAGGUUUACCCUGAUGGCUUUAAAGGUCACCAGCUGCAGGUGGGACAACAGCGAGAACUGGUAGCCUCUGCAGCAGCACUUUACAUCACAGCCCAGCUCACUUUCCAGAAUGUACGAGGUAAUUUAAGGGUACCCUCAAUACCCGUGGAGAGUAGUUGCUGGCGGCUAAGUGCACAGCUGGGAGAGCAAUGGCACGACGUGGAAGUGAAUAAAUCCGGACCCAUUUAUACGGUGCACAUCGACGGAGAACGGGUGGAGGUCCACGGACAGUGGAACUUGGCUUCCCCGCUGCUACCGCUCACUAUCAAUAGUAAGCACAGAAUGUUACAGUGCCUAUCCCGAGAUGCUUCAGGAAACAUAGUUCUACAGUAUCUGGGCACAUCGUUUAAAGUUCGCAUUCUGUCCAAGUUGGCGGCAAAAUUAAACGCUUACAUGCCAGAUAAAGUUCCUGAAGACACCAGCAGCAUCCUGCGGUCACCAAUGCCCGGCACAGUGGUGGCAGUUACUGUGAAGCCCGGUGAUAAGGUUGCAGAAGGCCAGGAGAUUUGUGUCAUAGAAGCCAUGAAAAUGCAGAACAGUAUGACUGCCGUCAAACAAGCAAAGGUCAAGCGUGUCCACUGUAAGCCAGGAGAGACAGUGGGCGAAGGAGAUUUGUUGGUGGAGCUUGAAUAAAUCAAGCCACAGCGUGAUAUUUAUUAUCCCUCUUGAGUCCAUCAUGGAUGAGCAAUAUUGGUGGGAAAAAAAAAACCCACAAAAAGAUUAAAAAAAAAAAAACCUCUCGACUUUUGAUUAACCUCUCCUGUCUUCAUAGAGUACCUACAGAGAUCGGUGACCUCAACAGUGCCUGAGUGUUGAGCUUUAUCAACAAUUCUUAUUCCAGCCAAUCAUCUGUUUGAUGGUUGGUUUCGAAGAGUUUCUGUAACUUUUGUUUUAACAUAAAAAUAAAAUCAUCUCACCAGUUUUCUAAGA